GGUGUGCGGUUGCGCGGUGGGCGGGACUUCCGCCGCUGGUUGAUUAUGUGUGGCUGACGCUCGGAAGUGACCCAUGUGUCUGAGCUGCACCAAUACACCAUCACCGGAUCGACCCGUUUAACUCCCGUUGUGCGUUUCUUGCAGUCUUCAUAGGUUACUCACGACAUACCGACUCGUGUCAUCUGAUCAUGUCUAAAGACACGGAGGCCAAGAGCGAGGAGAUUAUGGAGUCGAAGGUGCUCUGGUACCCGGACUCUAAACGAAACACACAAAUGGACCGAUUCCGGACUCAAGUGAACCGGGACUUCGGGGUGAAUCUGGCUAAUUAUAAUGACCUGUAUCAGUGGUCUGUGGACAGUUAUCCAGAGUUCUGGGCACAGGUUUGGAGAUUCUGUGGCAUCACUUGUUCAAAGAUGUAUGAGGAGGUGGUUGAUGUGUCUAAAAGGAUAUCUGAUGUACCCGAGUGGUUUAAAGGCAGCAGACUGAAUUAUGCAGAGAACCUGCUCAAACACAAAGACCAAGACAAAGUGGCUCUCUAUGCUGCAACUGAGGCAAAAGAGGAGAUCGUCAAAGUGACUUUCGGAGAGCUGAGGCGUGAUGUCGCUCUCUUCGCUGCUGCCAUGAGGAAGAUGGGCAUCAAAAUUGGAGACCGGGGCGUAGGAUAUCUUCCCAAUGGGAUUCAUGCUGUUGAGGCUAUGCUCGCUGCUGCCAGUAUAGGUGCCAUCUGGAGUUCAACCUCUCCAGAUUUCGGUGUCAAUGGAGUUCUAGACCGAUUUUCUCAGAUCCAGCCCAAGUUGAUAUUCUCAGUAGCAGCUGUUGUGUAUAACGGCAAGCAGCACGACCAUAUGGAGAAACUCCAAAACGUUGUUAAAGGUCUCCCUGACCUGAAGAAGGUUGUGGUCAUUCCAUACGUUCGCUCUCGACAAGACACUGACCUCUCCAAGAUUCCCAACAGCGUGUUCCUGGAUGACUUCUUGGCCACGGGUAAAGAAGGGGAUCAGGACCCUCAGCUGGAGUUUGAGCAGCUGCCCUUCUCUCAUCCUCUCUUCAUCAUGUACUCUUCUGGCACCACAGGGGCUCCCAAGUGCAUGGUGCAUUCUGCUGGGGUGAGUGUGUGUGCGCACACACUGAAGACAUUGUACAGAACGGGCUGGAUGAUGUGGAACUGGCUGGUGUCCUCUCUAGCCAUUGGGGCUUCUGUGGUCCUGUACGAUGGCUCCCCUCUUGUUCCCAGUGCUAAUGUGCUCUGGGACCUUGUAGACCGUCUGGGAAUCACGAUUUUUGGGACUGGAGCGAAAUGGCUGGCUGUGCUGGAGGAGAGAAAUCUGAAACCUGGUGAGCUGAUGUCUGAUAUUGAAUUUCUCCACAAACCUGUGAGAUGUUCGUGCCUUGAAGAUUUUGAUCAACUGUAUAUUAACAUCUUUAAUAUUCCCUCAGGUGGCACAGACAUCAUUUCAUGCUUCAUGGGUCAGAACAUGGCGGUGCCCGUUUACAGAGGGGAAAUUCAGGCCCGAAAUCUGGGCAUGGCCGUGGAGUCCUGGAACUGUGAAGGUAAGCCUGUUUGGGGUGAGAGCGGGGAGCUGGUGUGUUUGAAGCCCAUCCCGUGCCAGCCCACUCAUUUCUGGAACGACGAGAACGGCAGCAAAUACCACAAAGCCUACUUUUCUACCUUCCCAGGACUCUGGGCCCACGGUGAUUACUGUAAGAUAAAUCCAAAAACGGGAGGAGUCGUCAUGCUGGGGAGAAGUAUUGUGGAAGCCUUUGAGGAAGUUUCCGACAGCCUUUGUGUCCCUCAGUACAACAGUGAUGGAGAGGAGAGGGUGAUUCUGUUCCUGAAGAUGGGACCCAAUAAGAGCUUCAGUCAAGAGCUAGUGGGGAAGAUCCGCAGCGCUAUCAGAGUAGCUCUCUCUGCACGACACGUACCAGCCUUGAUACUGGAGACCAAAGACAUCCCGUACACUAUCAGCGGAAAGAAGGUCGAAGUCGCAGUAAAGCAGGUGAUCGCAGGUAAGGACGUCACUCAGCGAGGGGCCUUCUCAAACCCAGACUCCUUGGACCUCUACAAGAACCUACCUGAACUCCAGAACUUCUGAGCGCUUGCGUGAGGUACAUCUGAACUCCGGAAAGUCCUACGUUUCUGGGUGCCUUCGAAGGGUUCAGAUUCUCUGGACACCUGUUGGAGCUUUGGACCAUCUGGAGGAAUUUCUAGAGCUUUCAAACAUCAAAGUUCUUAGUUUUCUCUGCCUGUUGUGGCACACUCGGCUACCUUUUGGAACUGAUGGAGUCUGUACAUGUAGCACUUCCUCAAAAGUGUAACUGGUUCCUCUUGGAUCUCAAAGGAUCUUAUCUGCUUCUGUUAUUGCGUCCACCAAGCGUUAUAUUUCCAAGAGACAUACUGAACUCCCAAGUAAUUCACAAAUUAUUUGUCUUUAUCUACCAUGUCAGUCCCAUAUCCUCCCUCUCAUUUUUUGAUACAAUGUCACUUUAAUCUUAAUGAAGGUUUAGGAAAAUCUGUCCGUGAAUCUUUUGAAGCUCUAAAAUGACACUUUAUUCUCAUAAAUCUUCAGGAAUCAAAUACACAGAUUUGUUACUGAACAUUGUGGAUUUAAGGUUAUUUUUCUUGUGGUAAAGUUGGGAGCCAUUUCUCUAGUAAUACUGACUUUUUGGGUCAAACCAACUGCUAAGUUUCCAGUUUCCAGAUUACGACCUGUUGCCGUAAUAAAAUCAAUGCAACUUGUGUCAAAUUUUCCCCUAAAGCCUGACUUCCUGUCUGGAAACAUGAAUAUAUUUAUAUUUUUAACAAUAUCCUAUGAGUAAAUGGCGAUUCAUCACAUCUGCUGUAUUUGUAGAGUAUAUUAUAGUGUCCAGAACUACUCUCUGUUGUCUACUGAGUGUGGAUUUGAACUGAAGCUGAUGUAGCUCACUGGCCAAAAAGAUUUCCAUAUAUUUUUACAUAUAUACUGUAUAUAUUUGAUUCCAUAUAUGCAGCUGCAUGUUGCGUGCUACACUAGCUUCCCCUCUUUCUCUGUCUCUUUCGGUGCGCCUUAUAUCAAGUUUUCAUCAACAACUGAAGCUCAUCUUAUUUCUUUGAGCCAUUCUUUGGUAUACAGCUUUAUCUUUGCAGUCCCCAAAUACACUGGCUUACUUUUUUCAUAUUUCCCAUCAUCGGAACACUGCACACAUAUGAAAAAAGCUGCUUUGUUUGUUUGUUGUUUGAGGUUUUGGAAGUCAGCAAGACAUGAUAUCCAGAUUAUAUUAGAUUAUAUAAUGUUUGCAUUAGGAGUAAAGGGAAGAAUUCUGGGCAGUCGAAAUGUAUCUAAAACCACAACGAAAACUAGAAAAUAUUGAUUUAUGUUGGAUCGGAUUCAAGCUCUUUGACGUGUACUGAUGAUGCAUUUACACUCGCUUUGUCGCAUAUCACAGAAACAUUUAUCAACAGCAAACCACCAUCCAGAAAAUGCUUUUUUUGUGACACUGAGAGAGGAUAUGCUGUAGCUGCUCGCAUCAAAAGCUUGAAAAUGUGCUGCGUUUUAAUCCUUUUAAAAUAAUUUUGCGCUAGUAAUGUUAUUUCAGCAGUUGUUUACAACAGAGAAGCCUCACAGGCUAGUAUUGAUGUACAUUUCAAGUUUUAAUGGGUCAUAUUUUUGGGAUAAGUUUGGGUUUUGUGCAUGGGUCUGUUUGGUUCAGGUAAUGUAAUCUGGGUUUGUUACACGUUGGAAAAUGAAUUUUUAACCUGUGAGUAAAUCCAUUUGACCUCAGUGAGGACUCCUUACUUGGUUUCCUAAAAGAAACUACACGCUACAGAUCUAAAAAAAAUAAUUUUUUUUAUAUACACGAUAAAGGUUAGGCAUAAUGAAACUCAAAAGGGUGGACUGGCCCUUUAAAAAGCUCAUUUCUUUCAAAUGGAAAUGGUUCAGAAUAGAGGUGCAGAUGGCAAGCAGUUGUGCAGAUCGCCUGAAUUAAAUCAGUCCUUAUUUCCGCUUCAGACAAGCAGGAACGGGUCUGUUUCACCUCAUGGCCACCCUUGUGUCACCAUAUGCCCCAUAUCUGCUCAGUUUUGCUGACAGGACUUGCCUGGUCUGGGACUGUGGACAUAAGGAAAGCUACCAAAUCCUUAUUUAUUGAUAGUCACUGUGGAUUUCGCUGUAACCUAUGACUUGUUGCAAACAUAUUUGUCCCCCAACAUUUAUUUAAUUUUUCCACAUUUAGCAAUAUCAUGAACAUUUCAUGGAGAUCUAUUCCAUUUUAUUACCUUUUUUUCUGCUUCUUUUUGAUACAUGGAAAUGGAAAUACUGGAAAUAAUUGUCCUUAUUAUUGUAUUACAUGAAAUGCAUUUGGUGUACUACUAGUAAAUGAAAGGUGCUUUCUUCUUGGUGGCUAAUUAAGUAUUCCUGCUUUGAAAUAACAUCAUUGUACAUCGCAGAAUGUGAAUAAUGAUUACUAAUAUAGUUGAGAAUAUAUUUAU
Molecule: messenger RNA, 4465 nt
Organism: Sinocyclocheilus rhinocerous
Lineage: Eukaryota; Metazoa; Chordata; Actinopteri; Cypriniformes; Cyprinidae
Product: acetoacetyl-CoA synthetase-like
Exons: 16
Coding region: 189-2093 (634 amino acids)
Biological process (GO): lipid metabolic process; positive regulation of insulin secretion
Molecular function (GO): acetoacetate-CoA ligase activity
Source: RefSeq, a predicted model, not a curated record